This is a messenger RNA of Penicillium longicatenatum, 1467 nucleotides long. Its product is annotated as cytochrome P450. Gene Ontology annotation, molecular function: monooxygenase activity; iron ion binding; oxidoreductase activity, acting on paired donors, with incorporation or reduction of molecular oxygen. Bases 1 to 1467 code for a protein of 488 amino acids. The record is from RefSeq and is a predicted model, not a curated record. The transcript is spliced from 4 exons. Lineage: Eukaryota; Fungi; Ascomycota; Eurotiomycetes; Eurotiales; Aspergillaceae.
AUGCGAUUAUUAUUCUACCACCUGAGAAAGAAAGGAUUGCCGACUCCCCCUUGGAACCCCGUGUUAGGGAAUCUCCCCGUCAUGGCCGAGUUACAGAAGAAAGGGCCGAGCGAUACCCGCCAAGCCGAAUCAUUUGCUCUUCUUUCCACUGAGACUCCCGGAUUAGAGGCCGGGUUCUACAUUGAUGUUUGGCCCUUUAGCUGCCCGAUGCUAGUUGUGACGUCUCCAACAAUGGCAAUUGAAGCGUGUCAGACCUAUGAUCUCCCCAAGCCAGAUGUUCUCCAGCAGUAUAUCAACCCAAUGGCCGGGGGUUCAGACAACUUAUUCGUCUCUAAUGGUGCGCACUGGAAGAAGGCACGAGAACUCUUUAAUCAUGGAUUCAGCAUGACUGAUUCCUUGAGUCAUGUGAGUGGCAUUCUUGAAGAGGCCGAAGUCUUUGUGAAGAUGCUCAACAUCCACGCACAAACGGGGGACAUCUUUUCACUUGACCAACUGACGUGCCGUUAUGUGAUGGAUAUUAUCGGAAACGUCGCAUUAAACACGCGUUUCAACCAUCUAGAGCAACAUAACCCAAUUGCCGCAGCGAUGCGAGAUACCAUCGAAUUGGAAUGUGGCAUCGAGGCAGGCAACUUCUUGGAACGGUGGAGUCCGCGUCGAUUAUACCGACAGUGGCAGAAUGGACGAACCAUGAAUCACCUCAUCGGGGUUGAACUUGAGAAACGUUUCCAAGAAUGGAAACAAAACGAAGCCAAGUCCUUGACCUUUUGCUCAAAGUCAAUUAUGGAUAUUGUCAUUUCAGAGUAUAUGAAAUCAAGGCCUCGAGAGCAGCAACACCUUGAUCCAAAAUUCAAAUCCUGGGCCACAAUUCAAAUGCGUCUGUUCCUUGUGUUUGGCGCCGGCGCAUCAAGUGCGUGCCAAGUGCUGAGAGAACGUCCUCAGACAAUCAACCAACUCCCCUACACUCACGCCAUCGUCAAAGAGACUCUCCGACUCUUCCCGCCCGCCAACGGACUCAGAGGCGGUCUUCCCCACGUUUCUCUCCGCGACGAACAUGGGAGAUCCUUCCCCACUGAAGGGUGUGCAAUUUGGAUUGUACACACUGCUGUUCAUCGCAACCCGGCAUUUUGGCCUGAACCGCACUCCUUCAUCCCCGAACGUUGGCUUGUCGAGCAAGGCCAUCCCUUGUAUCCUCCAGCGGGAGGAUGGAGACCGUUCGAGCACGGCCCGCGCAACUGCAUUGGCCAAAAUCUCUCUCUUCUUGGGAUUAUAACCACGCUUGCUAUGGUUGUGCGCCAAUUUGAUUUCCACGAUGCGUAUGCCGAAUAUGAUGGUCUGAAUCCAUCAGAUGGCAUCAAGACAAUGUUUGGAGAACGUGCUUAUAUGAUUCAAAAGGGGUCUGGUCAUCCCGCCCAGGGCUUUCCUUGUAAGGUUACAGUGGUACCACAGACUGGACAGAAAGAAGCUUGA